AUGAAGCUCGUGCUCUGGAACAGGCUCAAGCAGCGACGGCCGCAGCGGGGCGAGGCCUCCCUGGCCGACAUGCAGGAGUUCUACCGCAUGGAGGUGGCCAUCGUCUGGUGGAUGUUCGGCCUCGUCUUCUUCAUGGCGCCGCUCAACUGGUGGGGCAAAAAGUACCGCAUCGUCCACGACCACUACCCCUGGGCGCCCAAGCGCCACGACGGAACCCGCGGCGUUGGUCCUUACUGUUGGUUCCUGGAGUGA
This is a messenger RNA of Prorocentrum cordatum, 252 nucleotides long. The record is from the annotation of a GenBank genome assembly. NCBI's taxonomy places the organism in Eukaryota, Dinophyceae, Prorocentrales, Prorocentraceae.